GAAAAGGGGGCGGGGGACUCGGCUUGUUGUGUUGCUGCCGGAGAACCGGAGACGGUCGUUCUGCGGCCGCAGCUCUUUCAGGCGCCCCACAAUGUCGUCUCACUAGUCGAGCCGCCGCCGCCCCUACACAAUAACAACAACAAUUGCGAGGAAGGGGAACAGCCUCUGCCCCCUCCAGCCGGCCUCAACAGUUCCUGGGUGGAGCUCCCUAUGAACAGCAGCAAUGGCAAUGAUAAUGGCAACGGGAAGAAUGGGGGCUUGGAGCAUGUGCCCUCCUCAUCCUCCAUCCACAAUGGAGACAUGGAAAAGAUUCUGCUGGACGCACAGCACGAGUCAGGACAGAGCAGCUCGAGGGCCAGCUCUCACUGUGACAGCCCUUCACCCCAAGAAGAUGGGCAGAUCAUGUUUGACGUGGAGAUGCACACCAGCAGGGACCAUAGCUCUCAGUCAGAAGAAGAAGUUGUAGAAGGAGAGAAGGAAGCUGAAACUUUGAAGAAAAGUACAGACUGGGUGUCGGAUUGGUCCAGCAGACCAGAAAACAUUCCACCCAAGGAGUUCCACUUCAGACACCCUAAACGAGCGGUGUCGCUGAGCAUGAGAAAAAGUGGAGCCAUGAAGAAAGGAGGCAUUUUCUCUGCGGAGUUUCUGAAGGUGUUCAUUCCAUCUCUCUUUCUUUCUCACGUUUUGGCUUUGGGUCUAGGCAUCUAUAUUGGAAAACGACUGAGCACACCUUCUGCCAGCACCUACUGAGAGAAGGAAAAUCUCCCUGGAAACAUGCGUGGCCUGUGAAGUGGUGUAUUGUCACAGUAGUUUAUUUGAACUUGAGACCAUUGUAAGCAUGACCCAACUUACACCCUGUUUUUAUAUAUCCAAUUCCAGUAACUCUCAAAUCCAGUAUUUUAUCCAAACUCUGUUGAGGCAUUUUACUAACCUUAUUCCUUUUUGGCCUGUAAGUCACUUUAGAAUUUCCUAACAGUUUACUGUUGUUUAGAAAUUUGCAAGGGCUUCUUUUCCGCAAAUGCCACCAGCAGAUGACAAUUUUGUCAACAAUGCUGUUGCCUCCUGUUAGGACCACCAGAAUUAGACCUGUAUCAUCCAUGGUAGAAAUUUUAUUCUGGCCAUGUGACUAUAUCUCUCUUUUAAAACAAGAUCAGGUUAGCAAAUUAUACUAUGAAAGCUUUGUUGUUUAGUUUUUGUUUUGUUUUCCAAGACAAAGACAGGCUUCCCUAAGCUUGAAUUUAUAAUUACUAAAAAGAAAAAGCAAAAAAAGCAAGGCACAAGAAAAAACUAUCCUGGGCAAUAAAAAAUUAUUUUAAACCUGCUUUGGAGCCACUCUUUUUCUAAGCCUCCUAAGAGCGCCUUUUAAUUUGUAGGAGGCAGGCUAUCUAGGUGAUAGGUAGUAGAAUAGGAACUCUGAUACAUCAGCAGAUUUUAGUACUCGGAUGUUACGCUGUCUUUUCUAUGGUAUUAGAGUCUUUACUUCUGAUAAGGAAUGUCCCAGGCCUGGACAUAAGAAUUGCUUUCGAGAUUUUUGUGUGUGUUUGGUAUUUUCAUGUCAGCUGCAUGUGUAUUUUUCAUGACUUUCUUUAAAUUUUUGCUCUUUUUUUUUCCUCUAAGAAGAGACUUUAGAAUGAGUCCAAAUCGUGCUGUUAGCACAGGCCUCUUGUUUUCGGAAGUUUCACUUACACUCUGAAGCCUUUAAACUCUGAAGAAAUUUGCUCCUGAGUUACUCCAAGCACUUGUGUAACUUUGAAAAAUAGACUUGGUUGUGGGCACAGGUGGCAAAGUUCUGGAAAGAUGCCAUUUGUUCCCUCCUGAUCCCUCUCUUCCUAAUGUUUGCUCUGUCGUCGUCUUCAGUGUCCCUGUGAUUCCACAGGCACUGGUCCUUUUCUCGUGCAGCCAUCUUUCCAGUUACUUUAAACCCUUGGCAUUCCAGAACACUCAACAAAUCCCUUCAGUGACAGACUUUCUUUUUUGUUUCUAAAAUGUGAAGCUUUAGGACCAAAUUGUUAGAAUGAAGGUUACAGAUUAUUUCAAGUAAGCUUUGUUGGAUUUAGAACAUAAUGCAUGACUCUGAAGGAUACUUCAGAAGUAAUGAAGUAAUGACUGUUUAUGACAUAGGUGUUGCUAUUGAUUAUUUCGAGAAUCGUUGUUAAUUUUAUAGCUAGCAAUCUACAAAGUGUAUCAGAUUGACUUGAAUAAAAACACUAUGACAACCAGAUUUGCCAGUUUGCAGAAACUAACCCUUCUUUCUCAUGCCAAGGUUUGUAAAUGUGAUGUUACAGUGGAAAAUAACAGAGAUAAAACAAAAUAUUUUCUAUCUUUUUUUAAGAACAUAGCUGGCUAUCUUUAAGAGAGAUGAUCUAUCUGAAAAAAUUUUCCGAAUUAUUUUUCUUUCUAGCACUUGAUGUCUACAUAAUUUUGGGCAUUUUAGCAGCCUUGUUUCUGUCUUACUCUUAAAGCUGGUGACAUUUGGUUUCUCUUCUGCCCAUUUAUUUCAAGUGUUCAUAUUUGAAUUUCUUUGGAAAGAAAGUAAAUCUAGUGGCCUACUGUAUUUGAAAAGCUUGAGUAAAAUUGGAAAGGCUGGACUAGACUGGCAUGCACCAUCACUGUCACCAUUGGUGUCCUGGAGAGAAGAAUCAGCUCCGCUCAAAUGAGUGGCUUUUUACAGGCAGUAAUCGCCUUCUUUGUAAACACAGCAGCAACCUUACCAGUAUCCCCUUGAAGUUGGGGUAUAUUUAUGAUUUUUUUGUCAACAUUGAAAAUAAAUUUAGUUUUGUUAUUUUUCUUAAAAUUGUCUGUGAAAUUACAGAAUAUUAAUUAAAACCUGAAUACAUCAUCACAGUAGAACUUACCUAUGGUAUGAGCUCAUGCAGUAUUUACUGGUAGCUCUCACAUAUGGGAUGCAUGUUUACGAUCCUGCCCAGAUUUUUGUUGAAUGAAAACAUAUGUCUUGAAAGAAAAAUUCAAUAAUUAAAAGUUGACAUUUUAAGACUAAUGUUUAAAAAGCUUUACACCUGUUUACCAUUGGGGGAAUGAAAAGGCAGGUUUCAUUUUUCUUAUGUUUGGUGAAAACUGGCUUAAAAUAUUUGUAAAUAAAGUCAAGAGCAAAACUGUACAACUUUGCACAUUGAAAAGUGCAACAAGUUCCCUUGAUUGCAGUAUAAAUAUUUACUAGUGUAAAAAGUGAAAAUUGAAGACUUAGCCAGUGAGAAAGAUGAAUUUCUAAAUGAACCUGUUGUUGAAAUCAUUGGAAUUAACUGAGCCAAAGUGAUUAUGCAUCCUUCAUCAUUUAGUUAGCACUUUGUAUCAUUAUAUACAGUUUACAAUACAUGUAGAACUUGUAGCUAUAAACAUUUUGUGCCAUUAAAGCUCUCACAAAA
Molecule: messenger RNA, 3383 nt
Organism: Castor canadensis (American beaver)
Lineage: Eukaryota; Metazoa; Chordata; Mammalia; Rodentia; Castoridae
Gene: Bnip3l
Product: BCL2 interacting protein 3 like
Biological process (GO): mitochondrial outer membrane permeabilization; defense response to virus; positive regulation of apoptotic process
Cellular component (GO): endoplasmic reticulum; nucleus; mitochondrial envelope
Source: RefSeq, a predicted model, not a curated record